This is a messenger RNA of Rosa chinensis, 1882 nucleotides long. RefSeq names its product lysosomal Pro-X carboxypeptidase. Gene Ontology annotation, molecular function: dipeptidyl-peptidase activity; serine-type exopeptidase activity. Bases 150 to 1700 code for a protein of 516 amino acids. The transcript is spliced from 10 exons. Gene Ontology annotation, cellular component: vacuole. Lineage: Eukaryota; Viridiplantae; Streptophyta; Magnoliopsida; Rosales; Rosaceae. The record is from RefSeq and is a predicted model, not a curated record. Gene Ontology annotation, biological process: proteolysis.
AAGAGUUAAAGCUAAUAAGAUAAUGGACCAAAAGCAAGGAAAGUCAGGAAUGAACAGUAAAUGAUCUUAUCAAACUCCAUCCUCAGCUGACCUUCUUCCCAACCGGAAACACCUCCCAGACUCCAGUUCAGUUCCUCAGAAUCUCAAACAUGGCAAAACCCAAAUACUCCCAUCUUUCUCUUAUCCAUCUCAUCAUCUCCAUCAUCAUCACUUCAUCUCUACCAUCACUUGCAUCCAACCGUCCCCCACGCUUCCUCGGAAAGUUCUCGCGUUCUUCACCGCCCAAUUCUCCGUCACCACUGGAACGACGUCAGCAGCAGAAAAAACUGAUCCAAUACGAAACCCGAUACUUCUCCCAGAAUCUCGACCACUUCAGCUUCUCUGAAACCCCGAAAUUCCAACAGCGCUACCUCGUCAACGCCGAGCACUGGGUCGGCCCACUACGCCAGGGCCCAAUCUUUCUCUACUGCGGCAACGAAGGCGACAUCGUAUGGUUCGCCGAAAACACCGGCUUCGUCUGGGAACUCGCGCCGCGUUUUGGCGCCAUGGUCCUCUUCCCCGAACAUCGUUACUAUGGAGAGUCAAUGCCGUACGGGAGUGAAGAAGAGGCGUACAAGAAUGCCACUACGCUGUCGUUUCUUACGGCCGAGCAAGCGCUGGCCGAUUUUGCUGUGUUGAUCACGGAGCUGAAGCGAGAUUGGUCGGCCGAAGGCUGCCCUGUGUUGCUGUUUGGCGGUUCGUAUGGCGGAAUGUUGGCAGCGUGGAUGAGGCUCAAGUAUCCCCAUAUUGCUAUCGGUGCACUUGCUUCUUCGGCGCCAAUUCUUCAGUUCGAAGAUAUUGUGCCGACAGAGACGUUUUAUGACAUUGUCUCCAGUGAUUUCAGGCGUGAAAGUAGCAGCUGCUUUAACACUAUAAAAGAGUCAUGGGAUGCAUUAAUGACCGAGGGUCAGAAACAAAAUGGGCUGCACCAGCUGACAAAAACCUUCCAUUUAUGUGGAGAAUUAAAGAGGACAGAAGAUCUUGUAGAUUGGUUGGAGUCUGCCUAUAGUUAUUUGGCGAUGGUGAACUACCCAUAUGGGUCGGAAUUUAUGAUGCCUUUGCCCGGACACCCAAUUAGAGAGGUUUGCAGAAAGAUUGAUGGUUGUCCUGAUGGGACUAGCACGUUGGAGCGCAUAUUUGAAGGCAUAAGUGUAUAUCACAAUUACAGUGGAAAAGCUGACUGCUUUGAGCUGGAAGAUGAAUCUGAUGUCGGCACAGAUGGUUGGAAUUGGCAGGCUUGCACAGAAAUGGUUAUGCCAAUGUCUAGUAGCCGGGAUAGAAGCAUGUUUCAAACAUAUGAUUAUAAUUUCUCCUCUUUUCAAGAGUGGUGCUGGAAGCAGUUCAAUGUGAAACCAAGGCCUACAUGGAUAACAACAGAGUUUGGUGGACAUGAUAUUAAGGCCACUUUGAAAAACGUCGGAAGUAACAUAAUCUUCUCCAAUGGCUUAUUGGAUCCAUGGAGUGGUGGCAGUGUUCUCCAGAAUGUAUCUGAAUCUAUCGUUGCUCUCGUUACUGAAGAAGGUGCUCAUCACAUAGACUUGCGAUUUUCAACUAAAGGGGAUCCUGAAUGGUUGGUUGAGCAAAGGGAAAGUGAGAUUAAGCUGAUACAAGGCUGGUUAGAUCAUUUCUAUCAAGAAAAGAAAGCAGCUUUUGACAUGUAGUUGUAUAAAUGUAAAUUCUCAUUCUUCUUUUUAUCCGUUUUUCUUGCUACACUGAACCUAAGUAUGCAUCAAACAUGAAGCAGGACAAUGUUGUAAAUACCUUUCAUGGCAAUAGAGUUAGGCCCAGUUUGUCAUCGCUUAUGAUGUGUAAAAUUUAAUAAAGCAGCUUAUUUCAAUAGUUA